Neurospora crassa OR74A is the source of this 1534-nucleotide messenger RNA. Its product is annotated as thiamine pyrophosphokinase Thi80. The transcript is spliced from 3 exons. Gene Ontology annotation, biological process: thiamine diphosphate biosynthetic process; thiamine metabolic process. Lineage: Eukaryota; Fungi; Ascomycota; Sordariomycetes; Sordariales; Sordariaceae. Gene Ontology annotation, molecular function: thiamine diphosphokinase activity; ATP binding; thiamine binding. The record is from RefSeq and is a predicted model, not a curated record. Bases 116 to 1222 code for a protein of 368 amino acids.
GGACAGCCCACCGGAAGCGCCGAACGGGUACCGAGUCGGAAGCAAGCAAACCUCAAGACACACGUCAACAACUUUACCAAACAUCAGUCACGACCAACCUAAGACAUAUCGAUCAAUGCUUGGUUUUGGAUCGAAGUUCAUACCUACAAAGCUUCCUUCCAUCAGCCGCAUAUUUAUCUCCUUUCACGUUUCCCCUUGUCGCACAGUUACUGCCCUGCCUGACCUCACGUUCACCACUAGAGGUACCCAGCUCUUUCAGCUGAACAACUACAAAGGGCGUGCAAUACAUUCGAAUGAAACCAUGGGCACAACCAACGGCACCACUCAGUCAACUGGGGCGCUCGAUGAGGGCCAGAUUUUCGAAUGGUAUCCCCUUGAUUUGGUACGGGAUUAUGAGCAGCAGAAGCAACAUGACCAUAAUGAUCAACUGCAGAACGGCUCCAAUGGAACCACUCACAAGCCCGAACCAUUCGCACUAGUCGUCCUCAAUCAGCCACUUACUCAUUUGGGUUUGGUGAAGCGUCUAUGGAAGAACGCAUCUAUCCGCGUCGCUGCCGACGGAGGCGCAAACUGUCUGUAUGAUGUCGCUGGCAAGAAUGGCGAUCAUGACUUUGACGACCUCACAGCAAUAAUAGGUGACCUCGACUCCCUCACCACCGAAACCCGCACCUACUUCACCACCCACUCCUCUUCUCCCACUGCCAGCCAAACUGCAAUCAUCCACGAACCCAGCCAAUACUCAACCGACUUUGCCAAGUCCGUUGACUACCUCCGCGGCCCCUCUUGCUCCAAACCGGACGCUCCACCCCCGGACAUCGUCGCUAUCGGCGGUCUCGGCGGCCGCGUCGACCAGGGCCUCUCCCAGCUUCACCACCUCUACCUCUUCCAGUCCUCGCCCACCUAUGCGGACGGGAGGAUGUACCUUUUCAGCGGGGAAUCGCUCACUUUCCUGCUCAAAUCGGGAACCCAUCGCAUCCGGGUGCGUGAGCCAGGCCAGGCGAAUCAACCGGAGAAAGAUGUAUUCGCCAAGUGGGUGGGGAUCUUACCGGUCAAAGAACCGAGCAGGAUCUGGACAAAAGGAUUGGAGUGGGAUGUGGAGGAUUGGCCGACUGAGUUUGGCGGGCAGGUUAGCACGAGCAAUCAUGUCUUGCCGGAGACGGAGGUGGUGGAGGUUAGGGCGACGAAGGAUGUCUUGUUUACUAUUGCGCUGAGGGACCUUUAGGGGGUGUCCUUUGGUGUGGUGGGGAGGAGACGCAUGACGGGGGAUUGGUUGGGUAGUUGGGUAUAAGUUAUAACCUCAAGGAGAGGAGAGGCCUGACUCGACCACCCGCGAGGAAAGAUCAGAGGUGAAAAUAGAGGGUACUCUGCUGUCAAACAACUACUGUUCCGGUCAUUUUUUCUGCGUCCCGUACAUGGUGGAUGAAGGGAAAGGGCAUAUGGUACCUUUGUUUUGAAUUGUUCACGCAUUGCUGCCCAUGAUAUUAGACCAUGUUUGUUUAGUUAAAAAGUAAACCAGGCCAAGCCCAACACCCAA